AUGGUUUCUCUAUCCUUCUCAGUAACUUUGAUAUUUACUUGCUUAUUACUUUUCACUCGCCCGGUUUACUCCUGGAUCGCUACAGAGUACGUUGCAAUCAUUUUGACGACUCUAAGUGGCGGAACUCAAGUAUACACUGCGAUAUCCACUGCAGUUACUGUCACCGGUCCAGUAACACCAAUUUCGACAAGCAUAAGCACCCCAAGGCCAGAGGCAGGCGUCAAUCGCCCUACGAUCGUUUACCAGUAUAUCUCGGGUCCUAACCUACCCAUAGCCACUCGAAACUUUCUAGACGGACCCCCUACACCCACAUCAUCUAGCACGAUCACUGUUUCAUCUGCAUAUUUUGCUGAAGCCACGAUCACUCAAAAUCCAACAUGUCCACCCGGCGUUAGUUUCUCCUACACAUCUCAACUCCGAGUCUUCCCUCCAGAUAUCCUCACCCUCCCUCCCAACACCGUCCCAGUGACUUCAUCAACAGCCUAUAUGACCACAACCUUCUACACCAAUGCGGCAGGCGCCCCAACCGCCAGUAGUUCCUGGUCUCAAGCGGACUUUUUUGUAGCAAGUGGGAAUGUGGUGCCGGAAUUCGUAGGCGAAUUGUCUACGGUGCUGGCGAUGUGUCGGGAUCCGAGGGGAUGUUAUUUGGGAAGGGGAGAGGGGUGUACGAGAACGGGCGGGACGCAGGGGGUUACCGGGACGAAUGCCGGGCCUGCUGCUACCUCCAGCAGGUCUGGUGCUGUGAGGGUAAAGUUUGGAGGUUUGUGCUGGGGUUGGUCGGUCUCGGUAGGUGCGAUUAUGAUUGCUGUGAUGUGA
Molecule: messenger RNA, 816 nt
Organism: Glarea lozoyensis ATCC 20868
Lineage: Eukaryota; Fungi; Ascomycota; Leotiomycetes; Helotiales; Helotiaceae
Exons: 2
Coding region: 1-816 (271 amino acids)
Source: RefSeq, a predicted model, not a curated record